Osmerus eperlanus (European smelt) is the source of this 3198-nucleotide messenger RNA. RefSeq names its product notch receptor, like (gene notchl). Bases 288 to 2693 code for a protein of 801 amino acids. The transcript is spliced from 11 exons. Gene Ontology annotation, biological process: multicellular organism development; cell differentiation; Notch signaling pathway. Gene Ontology annotation, cellular component: membrane. NCBI's taxonomy places the organism in Eukaryota, Metazoa, Chordata, Actinopteri, Osmeriformes, Osmeridae. Gene Ontology annotation, molecular function: protein binding. The record is from RefSeq and is a predicted model, not a curated record.
UUCUGAAAAGAGAAGAGAGAAAAUUGUGGCAGAUAUCUGCAAAGGUUGGGGGCUGUUCAACAGACUGUUCACACGGUCCAAUCUUCAACACAAUCAGGAACAUAGCAAGACCAUAACUUAACAGGAAAAGACCAAGAGUGAUACCCCCAAAAAGUUCCCAUGCUGGAGAACCUAAAAACCGUUGUGGGACCAAGUUACUGGAUUAAACUGUUAAGUGGCUGCUGGGAAGAGAGAGAAGAGUAUCUCUUGAGUCUCUAGGACCAUACUGGAACAUCACUGGCCCAAGGAUGCUAAUGCUGUGGAUGGCCAUUCUGCUGGCUUUAAUCAGGAUGUGUGCAGCAGCAUCUCCUGGAGACCCAUGGGGCCAGUGUCCCACCACCAGACAGUGCAAGGCCAAGUUUGCAGACGGAUCAUGUAACAAGGAGUGCACAGAGCCUGAGUGUCUGAUGGAUGGCUUUGACUGUCUGAAGGACCAAGGCCAAUGCAAUCCAGGCCAUAUCCAGUAUUGUCGCGACCACUAUGCCAACCAACACUGUGAGCAGGGCUGUGACAGCGCCCCCUGUGGCUGGGACGGGAGUGAUUGCUUCAGACACCAGAGCCCUAAGUGGGCUAAAGGCACCCUUGUGCUCCACACACGGGUCCCGCUGCAACAUGGCACCUUCUCCAACAGCUCCCUUCUGUGGGCUCUCAGUAUUCUGCUCAAAACCUCCCUUAAACUGCGAGGUUCAAUGUCCCUUGACUCCAGCAAGGACCUCCUGAACUUUGACCCCCAGCAGCUUGCAGAACUGUUGGCACAACCCGCCUCAUAUGAUGCAAAUGGAUCUGUGUUAUUCCUCCAAGUGGACAACAGGCCGUGCUCCCGCCACGCUCCCUCUACCUGUUUCUUGCACGCCACAGAAGCAGCCAGUUUUCUGCGCGCUGUGAUGUCACUGAACCGUGCGUCCCUCCCCUUCCCCCCAGACCUCCAGGCCAUUGUAAGUGUGAGGGGGCUCCGAGAGGAAAUAGGAGGAAGGGAGGAGGACACGGUUGAACAGGAAACUGUAGAGGCUACACCCUCAUGGCUGUGGGCUGUGAUCGGUGUUGCAGUAGGUCUGACGUUGGCAUUGGCCUUGGCGGUUGUCUUGGUGACCAGAAAGGUAAGAAGGAGUCGAACAGAGAGGGAGGUGGGAGAGAGGGUGAGGCACAGAUCCACCGUCACCGACAACGGUGAGGGCGGGGCCAAAACUUGGGCACAGCACACACCCCAUCGCGAGCGAAGGGGCAGGGUGGGGAGGGAGAAAGACAGGAACGGGAUGAAGAAGAAGAAGAAAGCUAAGGAAGCAGAGAAGAAGAGAAGGAGGGAGCCGCUGGGGGAGGACGCCAUUCGAAUGCGACCACUCAAAAGGAACCUGGACAUUGGCAGUGACACUGACUUUACCCAGAGUUCCAUGGAGGACAUCAAUGCCAGAUGUUCCACACGCCAGGAGGAUCCUUCUAUCUGUGAUCACAGAAGCCCGGAGCAGAAACACUUCAGGGUCACUCCCAGCCACUCACAAAGCCCUAGGCCUAUACAACCUCCUCCAAGAGGAUGGGAGAGAAAUGCUGUCCCUCCACUUCUGAGUCCUCCCAAUCAGUCAGCUCCUGUCCAGUGGUGUGGUCCAGAUGGGUCGGUGGUCCUUAUCCGUGCAGUGCGGAGUGGUCUCGAUCGAGUGGUCCUUGAGCUGCUGCGAGCUGGGGUGCCGGUUAACAACACGGAUCAUACUGGGAGAUCAGCCCUCCACUGGGCAUGCUCAGUAAACCACCUCUCUCUAACAAGAACCCUCACUCGUUAUGGGGCAGCAGUGGACCUUCAAGACAACAAGGGGGAGACGCCUCUGUUUCUCGCCGCCCUUCACGGUUGCUACGAUACUGCCAGGUUUCUUCUCCUCAACGGGGCCAAUCAGGAAUUGCACGAUCGAAGAGGGCGUCGCCCACUGGAUGUUGCCCGAGAGGGAAUGCAUCACCAGGUUUUGGAGCUCCUCUUGGCUCACAGAGUUCAGAGAGGACCUAUUCCAAUUGAUCCAUCCAAUGAGAUGUUGUGGGAUGAGCGUGGCCUCAUGUAUUCCCCGUGGGCCACUUCCCAGGGCGUACCUGGGAGGAGUUCCUCCUUUUCCGGGGUCAUAGAACAACGAUAUAUGACUCCACCUCAACCAAGUAAUUGGUCUAUGGGCAGAGUACAGUGUCCCUCCCCCCAGAAUUGGCGGCCGCAGCUCAACCAAUCAGCAACUGCAUUGGUCACUCCAAGAAUCAUGGGUCGUCCACCUCGGCCAAUCAGCACCCUGCAGGAAGUGACCUCAGAAGCAGAGGACGAAGACAGAGAAAGACCACAGGAAGUUCCUAGAGCAGCCACCCCCCACUUUUUAUUACCCCAGCCUGCUCCUCGACAACGAUCAUUCUCCUGUACCCAGCAUGCAUUGCAGCGUCGCAUUAGUACCCACCAACCUGCACCACCCCUUAAUGUCGUCCACCUUGAGACAUCUAAUGAGCCCAUAGAGAGAGUGAUAGUGGUCGCUCCCACAGAUGCACCAACCCAAUCAGACCGCAGAUCAACAACUGAUAAUAGUGACAUCACGAGCAAGGCCGAGGCAGAGGCAGCAAGCUCCACAAAUGUAGAGCAGAGAAGCAAAAGUGAGAAACUAAAUAACAUGGCUGACUCUACACAAACAGCACUAUAAGCACUGCACUAAAGGCUUUCCCCCAAAUUCCCAUAGUGCACUCCUUUAUGCAAUAUGGGUGUUUACUUUACAUUCAGAGAUAACAUUAGGUGAAGGAUUCAUUUGUGUUUAUAUGCAGUUAUGUCUGAAAUUACAAACAACCAGCUGAUUUUUUUUUACUGAAAUAAUACCACUGUAUUGGGAGACAGAACUAAAGAUUGUGAAUACAGAUUCUUUAUUGUAAAGGAGGUAGAGAGAAUACAGGUGUUUCACUGUACAGAGAAAAGACUGCACUGUUUAUAUACUCAUUCAAAGAGUUCAAAUGGACAGCACAGACACAAGCGUGCCUCAUUCAUAAAAUACACACACAAGCCCAGUAGAAAAAAAAGAGUAACACACAAAUUCUUUGGAUUUUCUCUAUUGCCCUCUCAUUCUUGAUUUCAUCUCUGUUGUAUCAUAAAAAACACUACAUAUGUUUUAAAUGCUAAUAAAACAGCAAUAAUAAUAAUAAUAAUAAUAAUAAUAA